ACGGUGCGGAGGCCGAAUGAGCCCAGACGAUGGAACCGCCUUCCGCUCAGUCGGAGACUGGGGCACUCAGUCCUCCUGCACUACGAUUCACAUGGCGCAUGUCCAAAUGCCCUGUUCAAAGGUUUUACUCCGUAUCAAAGCCAGCAAGUCGGCAAUGGAUGAGAAAAGGUCCUGUUGCAACAGCGCACGGCAUUCAGCACCGACGGUUCUUUUGCUUUGAGAGUGUGGCUUGCUUGUGGAGAGAACGCUUUCUACCAAAG
Molecule: messenger RNA, 260 nt
Organism: Acaromyces ingoldii
Lineage: Eukaryota; Fungi; Basidiomycota; Exobasidiomycetes; Exobasidiales; Cryptobasidiaceae
Exons: 1
Coding region: 17-220 (67 amino acids)
Source: RefSeq, a predicted model, not a curated record